This is a messenger RNA of Rhodamnia argentea, 1377 nucleotides long. Its product is annotated as bZIP transcription factor 11-like. Lineage: Eukaryota; Viridiplantae; Streptophyta; Magnoliopsida; Myrtales; Myrtaceae. Gene Ontology annotation, molecular function: transcription cis-regulatory region binding; DNA-binding transcription factor activity. The record is from RefSeq and is a predicted model, not a curated record. The coding region runs from base 636 to 1151 and encodes 171 amino acids. Gene Ontology annotation, biological process: positive regulation of DNA-templated transcription. Gene Ontology annotation, cellular component: nucleus. The transcript has a single exon.
CUCCUCCUCUUCCUCCUCCUCACCCACUCUGAGAAAUCUUGGAGCCUGAGGCUCUGUUGGUCCUCAUCUCCUCUGUUUCUCCAUGCAAGCUCUUGGUUUUUGCUUGCCGCUCAAUCUCUGUCCACAGAACCAUUUCGCAGAAACCCAUUUCGUCGAAACCGCUUUGGAUCGUCCCUCUCUGUUUCUGGGUGGUUUUUUUUUUUUUUUUUUUCCUACUUUUCCAGUGAGAAAAUGAACUUAGAUACAUGAUAUCUCUCGUGCUGUUCUUGAACGCGCGAGCAUCUUCAUGUCUCCGGUUCUCAGCGAAAUCCUCCGUUCGGGUUAUAUAAUAAGUUCUUCUCUGAGGCGCCGGACCCACUUGGUUCAAUCUUUCUCUGUUGCGUUCCUCUACUGGUUCUACGUUUUCUCAUGAUCUAUCUACCUUAGGUUCUUUCGCGUAGUAUUCAUAUACGUAUAUAGCUUUCGGAAUCGGCUAGAACAUCGUUAGGAUCUGGGUCUCGUGUGUUUUUUUUUUUUUUUUUUCUUUCGUAGUUGGCUCAGAUCUUGAAAUAAUAUCAUAACUUUAAUUGAACCCCUGUUUUUUUGGGUUCCAAUUUGGUGUUUUGCGAGUCGGGUGUAAAUAUACUACCAUUAUUAUGGCUUCCUCGAGCCCGAAUUCCAAUUCCUCCUCGGGAACAACCGCCACCGCCGCCACCCGGAUUCAAAGCUCGAGCUCCGAAGAAGACGUGUUGCUGCAGAUCCAGAGGAAGAGGAAGAGGAUGGAGUCGAACCGGGAGUCGGCGAGGCGGUCGCGGAUGCGGAAGCAGAGGCACUUGGACGAGCUCGCUGCCGAAGCGAGUCAGCUGCGGAGGGACAACCACCAGAUCAGCACCAGCAUCACCAUCACCAACCGCCACCUGCAGGGCCUCGAGGCGGAGAACUCGAUCCUGAGGGCUCAGGCCCACGAGCUGAGCCAGAGGUUCCAGUCCCUCAGCGACAUUCUCGGUUACAUCCACACGAACAACCUCGGGGCGUGCGGGAUCGUCGACGACGAGGUCGUGGGCGGCGGCGUCCGGGCAACGAGUUACGACCACUUCCUGAACCCGCUCAACUCGCUGGGGCAUCACGUUAACCAGCCAAUCAUGGCAGCUUCGGACAUGUUUCAGUACUGAACGUGAAGAAAAUCUCACCACCAAACCUAAUAAUCUCCGUCCAUGUUUUUGGUGCUUUGUUCCGUGUUUGCCAAAGUAAUUAAGAAUUUAUUAAGGUGGGGGCAGUGAACGAGUGAUGCAAUGGAUUAGAUCAGCUAAUCUGGGUGGUACUUGUGAUGUGUACUUUUGACUAUAGUUUUGCGUGGUUUUUGUUUUGUUUUUUUUUUUUUUUGAGUUUGUGGGUUUU